Fusarium coffeatum is the source of this 816-nucleotide messenger RNA. RefSeq lists its product as uncharacterized. The coding region runs from base 1 to 816 and encodes 271 amino acids. The transcript has 3 exons. Lineage: Eukaryota; Fungi; Ascomycota; Sordariomycetes; Hypocreales; Nectriaceae. Gene Ontology annotation, molecular function: oxidoreductase activity. The record is from RefSeq and is a predicted model, not a curated record. Gene Ontology annotation, cellular component: cytosol.
AUGUCAUCUGCAGUAUCAAAGCGCCUUGAAGACAAGACAAUCCUCAUCACCGGAGCCUCUUCCGGCAUCGGAAAGUCCACUGCCUUCGAGUUCGCCCGCACAAGCCCCAAGAACCUGAAGCUUGUCCUCACAGCUCGUCGAAUUGAUACUCUGAAGCAGAUCGCUGAGGAGAUUGUUAAGGAAGUUGGCGAUGGCGUCAAGGUGCAUCCCGUUCAACUCGAUGUUAGCAAACCCGAGGAAGUACGCUCUUUUGUGAGCAACCUUCCUGCCGAGUUCAGCGAGAUCGAUGUAUUAGUCAACAAUGCCGGUCUUGUCAAGGGUGUUGACAAAGCCCCCGAGAUCAAGGAAGAGGACAUUAACGUCAUGUUCGCUACCAACGUCACAGGCCUGAUCAACAUGACACAAGCCAUCUUGCCCAUGAUGCUCAAGCGCAACAACGGCGAAGGAGCUGGCGAUAUCAUCAACAUCGGCUCCAUUGCUGGUCGGGAGCCUUACCCCGGCGGCAGCAUCUACUGCGCUACCAAGGCUGCCAUCCACUCUUUCACUGAAAGUCUGCGCAAGGAGCUCAUUUCCAAGCGCGUCCGUGUUAUCAGAAUCGAUCCCGGUCAAGUAGAGACUGAGUUCUCUGUUGUGAGAUUCUAUGGUGAUAAGUCCAAGGCUGAUGCUGUAUAUGCUGGCUGCGAGCCUCUGACACCCGAUGAUAUUGCCGAGGCUAUUGUCUUUGCUGCUGGAAGAAGGGAGAACGUCGUCAUUGCCGAUACUCUGAUAUUCCCCAACCACCAGGCUGCAGCGACUGUUAUGCACAGGAAGUCGUAA